GGAACUUCCGAUUGGCUGUCGUGUUGUCAGGGCCGAUGACCGGCGAUGAAUUAGUUGGUGAUUGGUCAGGCUCUUUGGCAGGAGGCUGUCAGUGUGGGAACGCCAUAUUUGUUGUCGUGUCAGAGUCCGGAGCUGCGGCAGGAACGGAGGGAGGCUUCGGAGGCCGGAGCCGCGGCACGGAUUACCUUACCAUCGGCACUUCAGGUGGAAACUAAACCGCUUGGUUUUAUCACCUUGAGAAAUUUUCGAGAGCGAGUAACCGCUGGCGCUGCACUGCUGAUAUUCGAGCUGAAGCUGUGACGGUUCAGUCCUGACUGGGAGAUGGUGCAAACCUGAGCAGGACUUGGUCCGGGCUGCAACUGGAACUGGGAGCGAAGGCUGGGGCCGGGCUGAAUGAGGAUAAAUAUUUGAGUGACAGAGAAUGGAACAACAAGCAGAUGAGCUGAUUACGCCAGAGGCUGAUGAACAGAUGUCAAAUUGUGACCAUGAGAAAGUAAAUCUGUCAGUGAUUGAUGGUGGCAAAAGUGAUGAAGUUAUUAAUGGCAUCACAAGUGAGGAAACUGAUGCACAAAAUGGUACAUGUCUUGAGUCAGAGAUGUAUUCAGCAACCAAGACACUAACAUUAAAAGAAGACACAAAUUCAGAACAUAACGAUGGAUCUGCCAAAACACAAGUGAAUGUAAAGAUUGAACGGUGUAUGAAUAACUUGGCAGAUCCUGGCGGAAGUGGAGAGCCAUGUGCUCUAAUGUCUUUCAGCAGUAAUAUGGGAAUAGGAACGGAAUGUAAAGAAAAAGUGAUUGAUUGUGGAGAAUUUGUUACAUCGGUCAGUGAUCAAACAUUUAAUCCCAUAUCAGAGAAGUUGACACAGGCAGAGACUACUGAUUGGCGCAAAUGCGUAUCUCACCCUUCACAGAAGAUUGAUUCAGCAAGUCCUUUUGAUACCAAGAUAACUAAGGAUCUAAUAUCCAGGAUGGAAUUUGAAUCUUCUCAAGAUGCUUUGCUGGAUGAACUAGAAUCAGAAUAUAGUACUUUUUCAACAGAUUCAACAGUGACUCCCAGUUUACCUAAUGGAAUUACAAAAGAACGAAGCGCUGUAGUCAUAUUCAAUGAAUCUCUGCAAAAUAAAUGUCUUCAACAAGCAAGCAAAAUAAAGAAACUGACAGAAGAAAACAGAAAGCAUCAGGAAAUGAUUGUGGAGAUUUGUGCAGAAAAAGACAACUUGAAGGAUGAACUGAAAAAGCGUUCGGAAACAGAAAAGCAACAUAUCAACAUGAUAAAACUAAUGGAAGCCAAAGUUGAAACCCUAAUGGAGGAAAUAAAAACCACGAAGGAAAGGCUGAUUUCUCAGGAUGCUGCGGCCAAAAACGCCAUUCAGCAAUUGCAAAGAAAUCUGACUUUUCAGAUAGAACAAACUAACAAAAAAUGUGAAGAGGCGCGACAAGAAAAAGAAGCCAUGGUAAUGAAAUACGUUCGUGGAGAAAAAGAGGCACUUGAUCUUCGAAAAGAGAAGGAAGGGAUUGAAAAGAAGUUACGUGAUGCAAACCGAGAGCUGGAGAAACUGACAAUGAAGACCAAGCAGCUCACACAAGAGAAGACAAGAUUGCAACAGCUAUACGAGGCCAAGGAAGGGGAAGCCACAAGGCUCAACAGAGAGGUUGAAAAACUGAAGGAAGACAUUAAUUCCAACAUCAUCAAAGUGAAAUGGGCCCAAAACAAGUUAAAAAGCGAAAUGGAUACACACAAGGAAACAAGAGAAAAACUGAAGGAAACAACAGUCAGGCUAACUCAGGCUAAAGAAGAGACAGAACAAAUUCGGAGAAACUGUCAAGACAUGAUCAAAACCUAUCAGGAAUCUGAAGAAAUUAGGUCCAAUGAGUUAGAUGCCAAACUUCGAGAGACCAAAGGAGAACUGGAAAAACGCUUGCAGGAAAAAUCUGAUGAAAUGGAGAUCCACCUUGCUCAAAUAAAAGAACUUGAUGAUCUGAAGAAAACUUUUAAGGAAGGGAUGGAUGAGUUGCAUACUUUGAGAACAAAGGUGCAAUGUCUUGAAGAUGAGCGACUGAGGACAGAAGAUGAACUGUCAAAGUACAAAGAAAUAAUCAACCGACAAAAAGCAGAAUGCCAAUCUUUGCAUGAGCGCGUCAAGUUGGUAAACCAGUUGCAAGAACAACUUGAAGGAAAUGAACAAGAGAUUCAGUCGCUGAAGGAAGAGGUUGACAACUUGAGUUCGCUCAUUACGGAUUUGCAAGAGGAUAUUGAAGGGAGUCGUAGAAAAGAAUCUGAGUUGCUUGUAUUCACAGAAAAACUGACAAGCAAAAAUGCACAACUUCAGUCUGAGAACAAUACACUGCAGACUCAGCUUGACAAACUAAGUAUUCAUGAACGGCAACUGAGUGGGCAGCUUGAAGAGUUGGGACAGACCAAUGUUGAGCUGAUGGACAGAUUGCAGAAAGAACAGCAACUACGGCAAGAAGACGUGAAAGCUCUGCAGAACGAGGUGAUCAGUGAACAAAAGGAAGUGAGUAGGCUGAAUUUACAAGUGGAGGAGCUGAAAGAUGAACUUGCCACACAGAAACGAAAAAAAGCAACCAAUAUUAAGGACCUCACGAAACAGCUUCAGCAAGUACGCCGACGAUUGGAACAAAUGGAAAAUGGAAACUGUGACAGCAAAGAGGCGAGCAGCAUGGGAAGUCGUUCAAGUUCAUCAGGUAAACAAAAAAAUGUUACAAAGAAGUAUAAUAAAUUGUCGCGUGAAACUGGUUCUCUAGAUGCCCGAUGCAGUAAAGAAGAAAGGUCUCCAGAGAAUAGUGGCUGUUCUGUGCAGGCAGAUAACUUUCCAGAGGUGGACAAGGCUAUACUAAUAGAACGAAUCGUGCGACUGCAGAAAGCUCAUGCACGUAAAAAUGAAAAGAUUGAGUUCAUGGAGGAUCAUAUCAGACAAUUGGUGGAUGAAAUACGAAAGAAAACGAGAAUCAUUCAGAGUUAUAUUCUGAGGGAAGAAUCUGGUGCAUUGUCCUCAGAAGCAUCUGAUUUCAAUAAAGCCCAACUGAGCAGACGUGGAGGAAUCAUGGCUUCACUUUACACUUCACAUCCAGCAGACAGUGGUCUAACAUUGGAGCUCUCUUUGGAAAUAAACAGGAAGUUGCAAGCUGUACUGGAAGACACGCUGUUAAAGAAUAUAACACUUAAGGAAAACUUGCAGACACUGGGUACAGAAAUAGAACGUCUGAUCAGGUGCCAGCAUGAAUUGAAACAGCAACUAAAGAACUGAAUUGGCACCGUUCUCUGUUUAAGCAACUCCAUUGUGAAUUCAAGGGAACAGGUGUUGGACAGGCUGAGGUCGUACAUCACUCAUGACUCGGACAAGUAUAUAUUAUUUGCCUUCACAAAAGAUAAUGUUGCAUCUACUAAAACACAGGUUUGGAAUAUUCAUUAUGCUGCAUUGAACUGACUUCUGUGAAACAUUACUUUCUGAAGCAAGUUUUAUGUUAACACUCCAAGAUACCAAUCAUGUAACUGUAAUCUGCUACAAAAGUAAUGAAUGAAGACUGCUACAAUCAGCUCAGAGUAACAACUAUUGGAUGUUGAUCAUUCUUCUAUGCUCUUUGUUGUUCUUAAAAAAGCAAUGAAUACCAUGUCUCCCUAGAUGAGAAUGUUUAAUCAUGAAGGUUUUGGGACUAUAGUGCAAUCAUACAAUGCAACACUGGAAGUUUUCAGCUAACAACCUAAGUUUUUAUUUUAGUAUUCAUUUGAUUUCAAAACUCAAAUAGGGCUGAGGCAAUGAAGUGCAUAUCCAUCCAAAUGUCUGACAAAUUUCACAUUCUUACUUUAAUACUGACAGUACUUCAAGUACAACUUUUCAGGAAUUGAAUAAUUUUAUUUCUCUGAAUUGUAUAUGUAAUAUGAAUUAUUAUGUCUGUUAGGCCAAAUUAAUGGAUUCAUAAUCCAAUUAACCAAAUUGCACCUGAAAUCUAGUAAGGUCAGGAUAUUUGGCUGUUGAUUGAGUUAUAUUUCAUGUAAGUGUAUGGUCACUUGUUAUAGUAGAAUGUUAGCAAAGCUGAUAAUGAAAAAUGGUUUAGAUUUUUUUGGGGGAAAUAGUAAGAAGGGAAAUUUCAAUUUGUUGAGAAGGAAAAGAUGAUGGUAACCACACAAAGGUCAGUGAUCAAAACUAAUUUCUCAAAUUGAUACAAAUAAUCUAUUGAUCAAUGUGUCAUUUUCAAAUCCCUCAGUUGGAGGAUAGCAUUCUGAUGUUGCCCUUGGAUAAGAAUCGACUUCUUUUUAAAAAGAAAGCAGUUUUUUUUUCUUCUGUAAAAUCUAAUGGAAAUGCACUUUAAAUUCAAAUUGUUGCCUUCCAAAUUGCACAGUUAAUGUCUGUUAUUGUAGUACAAAUUUCUGUUUUCAAUAUUUCAAAUAUUUUUCUUCCAAUUCAUUCACUAUCUGUUGCAACAGUAAUGUAGUUUAUUUUGGAAAUUCAUUUGUAAAAUUAAGUUGUAGAUACAUUUCUGUAUAAAGAGGAGUUUUUAAAGUUUUAAUCUAUUAUAUGUAUAUAUGGCAUACUGGAUGAAUAAAUUACAUUUUGUGUCUUAUUUUGCUGCUAUGUUAGAUUAUCAGAUGAUUAACCUCAAUUUUAAAGGGAAGUAAAUUCUACGAAAUUUAUUUGGCUUGUCUAUAACGUGUGUAUUGCCCUGUUGUAAUGGAAACAGCACAUGUUCCUUCAAAGCAUGAAGCAUGGUUCCUUAGAGUCAUAGAAAAGUACAGCACAGAAACAGGCCUUUCAGCCCAUCUAGUCUAUGCCAAACGGUUUAAACUGCCUUCUCCCAUCCACCUGCACUGGGACCAUAAGCCUCCAUAGCUUGUAUUUGUUUGACAUCUAUCCCAUGAUUUUAUAAUGAAAGGAGAAUCAAUAAAUUAAGUAGCAAUUCCAAUUUGAAUUAAUUAAUUUUACCCAAGGAAAAGAGCAAAGGAAAUUUGUUUUCCAGGCCUCAAUGUCCUGUUGUGCUUUGCAGUCGACAAUUACCAUUAGAAGUGUAAUCACUGUGUUACGGUAGAGAAAGCAGUUAUUACUGUGCACUGCAAGAUCCCACAGACCAACAAAUAAGUUAAAUGUUUGUAGAGUAUAGCUCCUGGCAGUGUCCCUGUGAUUUUAUUUUGAGUAAAACUGGGAGUGUUUUUAUGACUGCCCGAGAGAGCUGUUAAAUGUUCUAUCCAAAAUCUUCGGCAAUGUAUUCUCUGAUUUUGGGAAGAAAAAUUGCCACUGUAGCAAACACAAACUUCCUUUUCUGUUUGGUAUCUGUUUCUGAAAAGAAGUUGGUGUUACUUGGAGCAGAUGGGUGAUUGAAUUUGAGACAUUCAGAUAACUGUAUGCAAGAGAAUCUAGUGUGCUGGACCAGUAGAUAGGUAAUAAAAAGCUUUGAGAACGAGCCUUGGGGGCAGUAAGGGUGAGAGGAGUGUAUCGGAGAUGAAAUUCUGUUUACAGCCUCUAUUUAGAAAGAAUCAUUUCAGCUUAACUAUACCAGAUGAAUUUUGCAAGCAAUUGAUUAUCUCAUGCAAAUACUAAAUUGUGAAUUUAUUACUUCAUUGUUUUAGACACAGUAAAAUUCCUACGGUUUUACAAAUACUUCAGGGUUGUUUUUUGUUUUCCCUUAGAAUGUGAGAUAUAGAUGACCAACUUUAUUAUGUAUAACAUUUGAAAUAGGAACUUCAUGCCAUAAACAUUCUGUUAAACAUCCGUGAUUAUUUUUCUUAUUUUAAGUGUAAACUGGCAUUUCCCAUGCUCUUCCUCCCAGUCUCUGUAACCCUGCUGCAGCAUGAUAGUAAAUGUAAUCAUCUGAAAGUAA
Messenger RNA from Mobula hypostoma (lesser devil ray), 5837 nucleotides. It is a transcript of the gene ccdc186, whose product is annotated as coiled-coil domain-containing protein 186. Gene Ontology annotation, molecular function: small GTPase binding. The record is from RefSeq and is a predicted model, not a curated record. Gene Ontology annotation, biological process: vesicle cytoskeletal trafficking. The coding region runs from base 422 to 3271 and encodes 949 amino acids. The transcript has 17 exons. Gene Ontology annotation, cellular component: trans-Golgi network. NCBI's taxonomy places the organism in Eukaryota, Metazoa, Chordata, Chondrichthyes, Myliobatiformes, Myliobatidae.